AUGUGGGCAUUUUUAGUGAUCAACAUGCACAUGCUGAUGUAUUUCAUAUUGUUGGAUUGCUACUUUUCUUCUGCCGUGUCCACCCCUCUUUUGUCCUCCACCUGCCAGUUACUGGAUCAGUUUCAUCUAAAUGGGAUGCACAAGGCUGGAGAUGUUGUUCUUGGUGGGCUGUUUCAAGUCCACUUUUUUUCUGUCUUUCCAGACCUGUCUUUUACCUCAGAACCACAACCACCUACCUGCCAUGGUUUUGAUGUUGUAGGAUUCAGGCGGGCCCAGACCAUGGCCUUUGCUAUUGAUGAGAUCAACAGAAACUCCAACCUGCUGACUAAUGUGACUCUGGGAUACAGUCUUUAUGAUCACUGUGUAAAACUAGGAAUUGGAUUCAGUGCAGCACUGUCAUUAGCCAGUGGUCAAGAGGAGCAGUUUAUAGCAGACAACACCUGUGUAGGAACCCCUCCAGUCAUUGGGAUUGUGGGUGAUUCUUCCUCAACACAUUGUAUUGCCAUCUCCACUGUCUUAGGUUUGUACAGAGUGCCUAUGGUCAGUUAUUUUGCCACAUGUUCCUGCCUGAGUGACCGGCAAAAGUUUCCAUCCUUCUUUAGGACAAUCCCAAGUGAUGCUUUCCAGGUGCGUGCCAUGAUUCAGAUUCUGAACCGCUUUGGCUGGACUUGGGCAGGUCUGCUGGUCAGUGAUGAUGACUAUGGACUCCAUGCUGCCCGAUCCUUCCAGUCUGACCUGGCUCAGUCUGGUGAAGGUUGUCUGGCUUACUCAGAGGUUUUGCCUUGGGACAACGAUCCAUCUGAACUCAGGAGGAUUGUGGAUGUGAUGAAGAAAUCCAAAGCACAUGUGGUCAUUGUGUUUGCACAUGAGAGUUACAUGAUUCAUCUCAUGGAAGAGGUGGUGAGGCAAAAUGUGACAGGCCUGCAAUGGAUGGCCAGUGAAGCCUGGACAGCAGCUACUGUGCUCCAGACCCCCCAUCUCAUGCCAUACCUGGGUGGGACACUGGGCAUCGCCAUCCGUCGAGGAGAAAUACCAGGGCUCAGGGAAUUCCUCCUACAAAUAUGUCCUGACCAACACCACAACAACAGCUAUGGAAAUAGCAUGGUAAACCAGUUUUGGGAACACACAUUUCAGUGCAGAUUUGCACCGCCUCCAACAGGUUGGGUGGAAGCUGGUGGAUCCUUAUGCACUGGACAGGAAGAUCUGGAGGAUGUGGAGACAGAGUUAUUGGACAUUUCAAACCUCAGGCCAGAGUAUAAUAUCUACAAGGCUGUGUAUGCUCUGGCGUAUGCCCUUGAUGACAUGCUGAAGUGUGAGCCAGGGAGAGGGCCUUUCAGCGGGCACAGCUGUGGCAAUCUGAAAAGACUGGAGUCAUGGCAGCUUGUGUAUUACUUGGAUAGGAUCAACUUCACAACACCAUUUGGUGAUCAAGUGUCAUUUGAUGAGAACGGUGAUGUCUUACCAAUAUAUGAUAUCAUGAACUGGCUGUGGCUCCCUGAUGGAAGAACCGAAGUUCAGAAUGUGGGUGAGGUGAAGAGGUCGGCCUUCAAAGGUGAAGAACUCACAAUUGAUGAAGACAAAAUCUUUUGGAACUUCGAAACAAACAAGCCGACCCGGUCAGUGUGCAGUGACAGCUGCCCUCUAGGUACCCGCAUGGCCAGAAAGAAAGGGGAACCUGAGUGCUGUUUCGAUUGCAUCCCUUGUUCUGAAGGAAAGAUCAGCAAUAAAACUGACUCCACUGAGUGCACCAGUUGUCCAGAGGACUUCUGGUCCAGCCCCCAGCGUGACCACUGUGUUCUAAAGAAAACAGAGUUCCUCUCCUACCAUGAGCCUCUGGGUAUCUGCUUGACUGCUGCAUCAUUGCUGGGCACAUGUAUCUGUGCUGUUGUCCUAGGGAUCUUUAUCUAUCAUCGCAGAACACCUAUCGUACGAGCCAACAACUCAGAACUUAGUUUCCAACUAUUGCUGUCACUUAAGUUGUGCUUCCUGUGUUCACUGCUGUUUAUCGGCCGUCCCAGUCUGUGGACAUGCCAGCUGAGACAUGUAGCAUUUGGGAUCAGCUUUGUGCUUUGUGUCUCUUGCAUCCUCGUGAAAACCAUGGUGGUUCUGGCUGUGUUCAAGGCCUCCAAGCCAGGAGGUGGAGCCAGUCUGAAGUGGUUUGGUGUUUUGCAGCAGAGGGGGACAGUUAUUGUUCUUACGUCUAUUCAGGCAGUAAUCUGCACUGUCUGGAUUGUCUCUGCCUCACCAGCUCCUCAAAAAAACACUCAAUACCACAAUGAUAAAAUAGUUUAUGAAUGUGUAGUUGGGUCCACAGUUGGUUUUGCAGUGUUACUUGGUUAUAUUGGCUCACUUGCUGUCAUCAGUUUUCUGAUUGCAUUUAUAUCAAGGAAUCUUCCAGACAGUUUCAAUGAGGCCAAACUCAUCACUUUCAGCAUGCUGAUCUUCUGUGCUGUGUGGGUGGCCUUUGUCCCAGCUUAUAUCAGCUCACCAGGCAAAUACUCAGAUGCAGUGGAGGUGUUUGCCAUCCUGGCCUCCAGUUUUGGUCUCUUGGUGGCACUGUUUGGACCCAAAUGUUACAUAAUCCUGCUGAGACCAGAGAGGAACACAAAGAAAGCGAUCAUGGGUCGGGACAUCCAGUCAUAA
Molecule: messenger RNA, 2643 nt
Organism: Chelmon rostratus (copperband butterflyfish)
Lineage: Eukaryota; Metazoa; Chordata; Actinopteri; Chaetodontiformes; Chaetodontidae
Product: extracellular calcium-sensing receptor-like
Exons: 9
Coding region: 1-2643 (880 amino acids)
Biological process (GO): G protein-coupled receptor signaling pathway
Cellular component (GO): membrane
Molecular function (GO): G protein-coupled receptor activity
Source: RefSeq, a predicted model, not a curated record